Messenger RNA from Rotaria sp. Silwood2, 276 nucleotides. The record is from the annotation of a GenBank genome assembly. Lineage: Eukaryota; Metazoa; Rotifera; Eurotatoria; Philodinida; Philodinidae.
AUGGCCAAAGAUCUUUACAAUUUCUUCGGAGGAUGUAUAAAAAGUUUACAAAAUGCAGCAUCAAAACUAGAAAGUGGUGUAUAUUUUCAUACUAUACGAAAAUCAAAUUUACAAAAUAUAGCACGUCGAAUUGAAAAGAUCAGAUGCCGAACAACUAUUCAAGAACAAACGUUCUUGUUUAAUGUUCUUUAUGUUUUAUCAUAUCAACCUGAAAUAACAAUUGAUGAAUUAAUUGAAAUUGAAAAAGAUGCUACUAUAAGACAAAAAAAAUUUUAG